Messenger RNA from Closterium sp. Naga37s-1, 1233 nucleotides. NCBI's taxonomy places the organism in Eukaryota, Viridiplantae, Streptophyta, Zygnematophyceae, Desmidiales, Closteriaceae. The record is from the annotation of a GenBank genome assembly.
AUGGCCGCCCUCCGCGCGCCCACCGCGCUCACGCACUCCCUCCCGCUCUGCUCCCCGCUCGCCACGUGGCACUCCGCCGCAACAAGCGUCUCGACAAUGGCGCAGCCCGUUCGUCGCCUGCCAGUCCUGCGCGCUUCAGCUUCCCCCGACCCGUCCCCCCUGCCAGCGGAACCAGAAACGGCCCCUUCCCCAAUCCCCGUCCCCCCGCCCGGGUGGGCGGAGCAGCAGCAGCGGGAGGCGGAGGCGACGGCGGAGGAGCGCGACGGAGUGACGAUCCGGCGGAGGCCGCCGGGCGGGGCGGCGGCGCACAUGGUGGGGCCGUUCGAGUUCCGCGUGGGGGGCAAGGUGGAGGAGAACGUUCCGCGAAACAUCCUGGAGGAGAUCGUGUGGCACAAGGACGGCGAGGUGGCGGCGUUCAAGGAGCGCACGCCGCUCUCCGCGCUCGCGCGCGCGCUCGAGGGCGCGCCACCCGCGCGGGACUUCGUGGGCGCGCUGCGGGCGCGCGAGGCGGAGACGGGCGUGCCGGCGCUGAUCGCGGAGGUGAAGAAGGCGUCGCCCAGCCGCGGCGUCAUCCAACCCGACUUCGACCCUGUGCGCAUAGCGAAGGCGUACGAGCAGGGCGGGGCGGCGUGCCUGUCAGUGCUCACCGACUCCAAGUUCUUCCAGGGCAGCUUUGAGAACCUGGAGCUGAUCCGAGCGGCGGGCGUGGCGUGCCCGCUGCUGUGCAAGGAGUUCGUGGUGGACGCGUGGCAGGUGUACUGUGCGCGCACCAAGGGCGCGGACGCCGUGCUGCUCAUCGCCGCUGUGCUGCCGGACCAGGACCUGCGCUACCUCAUGAAAAUCACGCACUCGCUUGGCAUGGCCGCCCUCAUUGAGGUGCACACGGAGAGGGAGAUGGACCGCGUGUUGGCGCUGGAGGGCGUCACACUCAUCGGCAUCAACAACCGCGACCUCGGCACGUUCAAGGUGGACAUAGGCAACACGCAGCAGCUGCUGGCGGGGGAGAGGGGUGCUGCCAUCCGGGAGAGAGGAAUCAUGGUGGUGGGCGAGUCAGGCCUCUUCACUCCCGAUGAUGUUGCCUUCGUGCAAAACGCGGGCUGCAAUGCUGUGCUGGUGGGCGAGUCUCUCGUGCGCACCAGCGACCCCACGGCCGCCAUUGCUGCUCUCUUCGGCCGGCCCAUCACCACCACACCAGGCCAGCCUGACCCCGCCCAGGCACACGCGCCAGCAUGA